AUGCAGCUGAUUCAACCAUGCGCACAAGUCCGCCUCCUACCCUCGCCAGACGGAUGCUCCUCGCCCCUCAUUCAAGUCUGUCCUGUCCGGUAUAUCGCCCGUGGCGUCGGCCAGCGCUUCUGUCUCCAGUGUAGCGAUGCCGCGGGGAUAGCCCCGAAUACAUCAUCAGCGGGACUGGUGGGAUAUCCAUCUGAGGGAUACGGGCAGCUGUGCCCGCGUCCGCAUCCGCAUCCGCAUCCACCGCUGCAGCCGGAACCGCGUUUCCAGUGUCAGCUGCAGAUUUUACAGCAAGAGAAGGGGGAGAACGGCGGAGUAUUGCGGACGCCCACGCCCCUCGACCCGGAGAUUCUGGGGAGUGGUCUGCCCGCUGCGGGAGACCUGUUGCCGUCUGCGGCUCUCGGUCAGGUCCUGGAUUCUGGGUCUGUUUGUGGUGGUGAGGGUAUUAUGGAGGAUGGAGUAGACAAGCCUUUGUCACGCCGAUCAUCGCUGUUGGUUCAGGUUUCUUCGGAUAUGAAGGUGCUUGAGAAGAGUGUUAUCGUGGAUGAAGAGCGCGGGUGUGGUGCAGCGACGUCCUGUAUACCUGUCUCCAUAAGCUGCGGGUUGGAGGAGAGGGGAAGAAAUACGCAGAUAGAUCAAAUGAAGGAGAAGGAGGAAGGUGAUUCGUGUGAGAGAAAUGCUUCGAUCCACCAGAUGGGUAUUGUUAUCGAACUGGACGUCGGGGAAUCUGAUGACAAGCAUUCGAGCCGUACCGGAUAA
Aspergillus clavatus NRRL 1 is the source of this 756-nucleotide messenger RNA. RefSeq lists its product as uncharacterized. The coding region runs from base 1 to 756 and encodes 251 amino acids. Lineage: Eukaryota; Fungi; Ascomycota; Eurotiomycetes; Eurotiales; Aspergillaceae. The transcript is spliced from 2 exons. The record is from RefSeq and is a predicted model, not a curated record.